Messenger RNA from Sitophilus oryzae (rice weevil), 756 nucleotides. RefSeq names its product PHD and RING finger domain-containing protein 1-like. Bases 68 to 691 code for a protein of 207 amino acids. The transcript has 2 exons. Lineage: Eukaryota; Metazoa; Arthropoda; Insecta; Coleoptera; Curculionidae. The record is from RefSeq and is a predicted model, not a curated record.
GUACCUUUCAAACUUGACGUUGAAAACAUGAAAUUAUUUUAAAUUAUUUAUUUCUAUCGAUCGAACUAUGAAUGCGAUUAACGGCAAACGCAAACGAGAUGCGUCGGCGAAUUUUUCCGAAAGCGAUUCGGAAGAAGGGGAAAAUUUGGAAAACAAGAAACUAGCUCGACUUGUAGCUGAAGUAUCGAACUAUAAAGGAGAACCCGAACUUGAACAACCUACUACAUCAUCCCACACUGAAAACUCCUCUGAUUCAGAUACAGAAAACACCAACAAGUGCCCUGUAUGUCUCAAAGCCCUACACAACCAAGUCUUGGCUGUGCCAGACACGUGCAGCCACCACAUAUUCUGCCUGUCCUGCCUGGAAGAAUGGACCAAAAUCAAAACGACCUGCCCAGUGGACAGGAAAGAGUACUUCUCGAUACUGGUACUGAAUUCGGAAGGGGUCGUUUCGAACCAGAUCCCCAUUAAAGCGCCCCGCAAUCAGGGUUGGACGCUGUUCAAUCCGUUCACCGUGACGAACCAACCGUCGUACUGCGAGGUGUGCGGGUCGUACCACGACGAAGAGAGGAUGCUGUUGUGCGGAGGGUGCGAGAUGAGCUUUCACGUGUACUGUUUGAAUCCCCCGUUGGAUCAUAUGCCUGUCGGGAUGUGGUUGUGCAGUGCUUGUUGGAACUACUAUAACUACUGAUAUUUGAUUAUCUUUAUAUGUAAUUAUUGUAUGUAUUACAUAUCUUUUACAUGAAUAAUACUGUC